AGAAAUCAAACUCCCGCCUUGUUUCCGCCUAAAGUAUUCCCGCUUCCCGCCAAAUUCGCGCGCUGCCAGAUCUACACGCGCUCGUCGUGUCGGUCAACAACAAAAGAUUUUAUACUCUGGUGCGCAUUUGGGGUAAUUAGCCCUAUUUUUCGUGUUUUUUUUUGUUAUUUUGGAUAUUUCCUUUGGUGAGCCACGUCUGAUCGUGUCUUUUUUCUAUAAGAGUUAUGGAUGUCGCGGACAACUUUGUCGGUCAAAGCCAAGUGAAAGAUGAAGUCGGGGACAGGUGCCAAAAACUUUUUCAAGAUUUCCUCGAAGAAUGGAAGGACCAUAGCGGCGAGAUCAAGUACCUGGAGGCUGCAAAGGAAUUGGUGAAACCUGAACGUAAUACACUCCAAGUUAGCUUUGAGGAUAUUCAACGCUUCAAUCAGAGCCUGGCAACCACUAUCCAAGAGGAGUUUUAUCGUGUUCACCCUUUCCUGUGCCGAGCUGUGCGCAUCUUCGCAAAAGACCGUGGCGGCGUCUCUGUGGAGAAGGAGUACUACGUCUCGCUGGUGGAGUACCCCAGCGCGGUGCGCGUGCGUCAGCUGACCACCGACCGCGUGGGUCAGCUGCUGCGCAUCACGGGCCAGGUGGUGCGCAGUCACCCGGUGCACCCGGAGCUGGUGACGGGCACCUUCACCUGCCUCGAGUGUCAGACCGUCAUUACCGAUGUGGAACAGCAGUUCAAGUUUUCGUGUCCUACGAUGUGCCGUAAUCCCGAGUGCAACAACCGGACGCGCUUUUCGCUGGACUUGGAGAAGUCGCGGUUCGUCGACUACCAGAAGCUGCGAAUUCAGGAGACUCAGGCCGAGCUGCCGCGCGGCUCCAUACCCAGGAGCGUUGACGUCAUCGUGCGUGCCGAGGCGGUGGAGUCGGCUCAGGCUGGUGACCGCUGUGACCUGAUCGGCACCCUGAUCGUGGUGCCGGACGUGGCCUCCCUGGCCACACCGGGCGCCCGUGCCGAGACCUCCGCCAAAGUCAGAGCGGACGAGUCGGAGGGUGUGCGCGGCCUGAAGGCGCUCGGUGUGCGCGAGCUCAACUACCGUACCGCCUUCCUGGCGUGCACGGUACAGCCGGCGUCCGGCAGCGGCUCCGGCGGCGAGCUGAAGGCCGAUCAGCUGACCGCCGACGCCAUCAAACACCAGAUGACCGAGGCGGAGUGGAGCCGGGUGUACGAGAUGAGCCGCGACCGCAACCUCUACCAGAACAUCACCUCCAGCCUCUUCCCCACCAUCCACGGCAACGACGAGAUCAAACGCGGUAUCCUACUGAUGCUGUUCGGCGGCGUUGGAAAGGCGACUGGCGAUCACACCACGCUCCGUGGAGACAUCAACAUCUGCAUAGUGGGAGACCCCAGCACGGCCAAGUCUCAGUUCCUCAAACAGGUGACUGAUUUCUCUGCGCGAGCUGUGUACACGUCCGGCAAGGCGUCCUCGGCGGCUGGUCUAACUGCCGCCGUGGUUAAGGACGAGGAGUCACACGAGUUUGUCAUCGAGGCCGGCGCGCUGAUGCUGGCCGACAACGGCGUCUGCUGUAUCGACGAGUUCGACAAGAUGGACGUCAAGGACCAGGUGGCCAUCCACGAGGCCAUGGAACAGCAGACCAUCUCCAUCACAAAGGCGGGAGUGAAGGCCACCCUGAACGCACGCACCUCCAUCCUGGCUGCGGCCAACCCGAUCGGUGGCCGCUACGACCGCACCAAGUCGCUGCGUCAGAACAUCACCCUCUCGCCGCCCAUCAUGUCUCGGUUCGACCUGUUCUUCAUCCUGGUGGACGAAUGCAACGAGGUGACGGACUACGCGAUCGCGCGGCGGAUCGUCGACCUGCACAGUCGCAACGUGGAGUCGAUCGAGAGGGUCUACUCGAGACAGGAGGUGGCCCGCUACAUCACGUUCGCCCGCACCUUCAAGCCCAAACUCACCAAGGAGGCCUGCGAGUUUCUGGUGGAGAACUACCAGCACCUACGGCAGAGGGACGCCUCCGGCUCCGCCCGCUCUGCCUGGCGCAUCACCGUACGACAGCUCGAGUCCAUGAUCCGACUCAGCGAGGCCAUGGCCAGGCUCCACUGCUCAGACAUGGUUCAGCCGAAGCACGUGAAGGAGGCGUACCGGCUGUUGAACAAGUCCAUCAUCCGCGUGGAGCAGCCGGACGUGCACCUCGACGAGGAGGAUGAGGAUGAAGAGAUGGCGGAGCAACCGGAUGGGGCAGAGGCGGCUCCCGUCGCCGACGAGCAGCCGACCGUCAACGGAAACGGUCACUCGUCUCCAUCCAGCGACCCGCAGAACGACCAGGAAAAUAUCCGGCCCACCGAACAGAAGAAGAAACUGCGGCUCACCUACGAUGAGUACAAAACCAUGUCAAAUCUCAUCGUGUACUUCAUGCGCAAGAAAGAGGCAGAAUUCGAAGAGGUUUCCGGCGAGGACGUCGGUGUGCGCCGCAGCGACGUCGUCGACUGGUACCUGCUUCAGAAGGAGGCGGAACUGGAGACGGAGGCGCAGCUCCUCGAGAUGAAGGAGCUCGUAGAGAAGGUUCUGGACCGGCUCAUCUACAAGGACCAGAUCGUGAUCCCGCUCACCCACACGGGCCUGAAGGGCGCCGGUCACGACGAGGACAACCCUCUGCUGGUGGUGCAUCCCAACUACGUGGUCGACGAGUAGCCCGGCGCGCCGUCCGCGUGCUGCGUGAGUGGCUGACGGUUACCCGAGUCUCUGCUCGGCCGCAGUCACGCUGUGUGCUGACCUGGACCCGGGCACGAGUCCGAUCGAUGAUCUACAAACCUGAUGUGACUCCCAUUUACUCGCAGUCCUAUCGAGAAUAUUCUGCACAAGUGGGAUUGUGGGCCUGAUAAUCUCACCUUCGAAUUGCCAAUGAAAAGUGAAGAUCUCUUUGUGAAGAGUUCUUCGCGGCCUUCCAGCCGCGGUAAGGUGCCUUUUGCUGCUGUUAGUUCGCUGCUACCAGUCUUCGAGACAGAGUGGAUGUUAUUCUCACCGCUUUGCUCUUUGACUGCCAGUCAAUAGCGAUUGGCUGUCCCGCAAGUGAUGUUAACAAGAUACCUUGUUAAGCGUGUGCCAGGAGUCGUCUGAGCGGGCCUUUAGUGGGCGGUGCCGCGGGGCGAUGUAGCGAUUUACGCGUGUGUAGUUGGCUACUGCGGUCAGCUGCCAACCAUUGGGUGCCUUUGCGCUGCCUUGUGAACGUACAAACAGCAGAACGGUGAUGCACCGGUUGUAGAAGGUGAAUGAAUCACUCGUGAGCGGCGGCUGCGGCGUUUGAAAUAGUGUUCGUGGCAGUGGACACCGUGCCGCGUCUACAUGGGGACUUCCAUUUGUAUUUCCGUAUCAAGCUACAUUCCGGCACUUUUGUAAGAAUUUGAAUACAUGCAGUCGUUUUU
Messenger RNA from Amphibalanus amphitrite, 3427 nucleotides. RefSeq names its product zygotic DNA replication licensing factor mcm6-like. Gene Ontology annotation, biological process: double-strand break repair via break-induced replication; DNA replication initiation; mitotic DNA replication. Gene Ontology annotation, cellular component: MCM complex; nucleus. Gene Ontology annotation, molecular function: ATP binding; single-stranded 3'-5' DNA helicase activity; single-stranded DNA binding. The record is from RefSeq and is a predicted model, not a curated record. The transcript has 15 exons. The coding region runs from base 225 to 2696 and encodes 823 amino acids. NCBI's taxonomy places the organism in Eukaryota, Metazoa, Arthropoda, Thecostraca, Balanomorpha, Balanidae.